This is a messenger RNA of Linepithema humile (Argentine ant), 1315 nucleotides long. Lineage: Eukaryota; Metazoa; Arthropoda; Insecta; Hymenoptera; Formicidae. The record is from RefSeq and is a predicted model, not a curated record.
GCGAGUGAUUGAAAUGCGCAUACGUUCAUCAUCCAAUCACCAAUGCCUAUUCUUUAAGACAAUAUGCGGUCGUUCGUAUUUAGAUACGUAUACGUAUGUUUUGUGCGAAUACAAUAUAUGGCAACACUGGAUUAUUGACUACCUCUAUCAAAAACAUUGAGUAUUUUCAAUAAAUGGUAUUUUAUUUUCAAAUUUACUGUGUGUCACUUUGAAAAGACGAAAAACGAAAAUGGAUCAAACGGAUGCAAGAAAACGCAGUGCAAAUGUGACAGAAGAACAAAAAACCUUAUUAUUACAAUUUAUGGAAGAAAAUCCACGCUUAAUAUCUGGUAAAUUUUUCGCUGAUUUUACAUAUAAAGAUGCAACUAUUUUAUGGCAAAAGAUUACAAAUAUCUUAAAUAGUUGCAAUGGUGUAAGCAAGGAUUGGAAAUCUUGGCGAAAAUGCUGGCAAGAUUUACGGUCACGGAGCAAAAUGAAGCAAAGCAAAAUAAAUGCAGAACAAAGGAAAACUGGUGGAGGAAGUGAAUCUCAUCUAAAAUUAAGUCCAAUAGAAGAAGCAACGUUGAAUUUAAUUUCUCCUAUAUGUAUCGAUGGACACACAGAAAUAAAAGAAAGUGAAGUACAAAUACAAACAGAGACUGAUGAGAUCAAUGUUGAUACUCAUAAUAUAGAAAUGGAAUAUGUUGAACAAGAUUUUGAGGAUAUAAUACAAACUACUGAACAUAAUGCAUCCAGUGUUAAUAUGAAAAAUGCAGAAACCGAAGACAAUGAUAAAGAAAAUACAUAUACUAACAAUGAUGCAGGCAAUUCAAAUAACGGUAAUGAUGAUUUAUGUACAAUAAUAAGAAAGAAAAAAAGAAAGUCACACUCUGAAGAAGUUCAAUCAACACAACAGUCACAGAAUUUGACAAACAUAGCACAAAAAACAUUCGAAAUCCAAAAUUCUUAUUAUGAAAAAAAGCUGGUGCUAAAGAAACAAGAGUUACAACUUAAAGAAAGAUUUAUUAUUGCUGCUGAAAGGUGCAAUACUUCAUAAUAUAUGUUUUGUAAACAUUAUAUUUCUUUUCAGUUAUUUAUUUUACAGCACAAGUGCGUCGAAAGACGCACUUGUACUGAAAAAUUCUGGACCUAACACGUCCAGGGGGGCGAUCGACCUACUCACGGGGGUCGGGGAUGUCCACACUCGCCUUCGGCUCGUGCGUCCACCCUCCCCUCCCCCCGAUCGCUGAUUCCCGGACUGGUUAGGUAAUGUACUAUUAUAUUCUUGUUUUUCAACUUAUUAUUAUUACUUAAAAAUGUACCUAAAAUAGUUAUA